Hibiscus syriacus is the source of this 1196-nucleotide messenger RNA. RefSeq lists its product as uncharacterized. The record is from RefSeq and is a predicted model, not a curated record. The transcript is spliced from 5 exons. NCBI's taxonomy places the organism in Eukaryota, Viridiplantae, Streptophyta, Magnoliopsida, Malvales, Malvaceae. The coding region runs from base 300 to 1052 and encodes 250 amino acids.
AUCCCACCCAUGUUACUAUGAAAACUCAACCCAAGUAGCCGACACUUCCCCUCUAUCUACUCGGUUGUUUCUCUCUCACCAUCUUCCCUAACACCCAAAACCCUGAACUUCUUGUCUUCAUCUCCACAAGUGCCUCAUUUAUCUUCUUUUUUUCUUAUAACAAAGAAUCUUUAAGAACAUACAGACAGAACCAGAUAGAUCUCUAAAGUCCGUCUAUUUUUGAACGAGAUUUUGCUGUCUUUCACUCGGUUCAUAUACUAUAUAACGUCACCAGUUUUUGUCCCAAGCAAAUACAAAAAAUGCAGAUAUUUCAGUGGCUCUUUAAGGGAGCUGGUGAACGUGGAGUUCAAAAUACCACUGGAAAAGAUGAAGAAGAUGAACCCAAAGAUGUAGUUCCGUAUAAGAAUAAUAAUAAUAGAAGAUCAAAGAGGAAGAGGUUUAAGCCAGUUAUAUUUCUGUGCAAUAAAGACAUUGCAAAGGCUUGCUUUUUCAGUACUAUCUAUUUGAGAAAAGUCGACACCUCUCGUACGACGCAUCACCACCACCACCAACAACAAUCUCAUUCCCAAACCAUAAUGAAGAUGAAGAAAGGAGGAUUCAUCAUUGCUAAUCACAAAUCGGAUUCGAGCAAAGUGUCACCGUUAAGUGAAGCUCAAGUAGUAGUAUCAUCGACCAACGAUCAUCAUCAAUGUGGUAGCAGCAAUGAAACGAAAGACAAAAAGCCCAAACCCAUGUCCCGUAUGAAGGAGUUGUUAAGAUGGUCUGCUUCGUCCAAGUCCGAGAAAGUAGCAAAGUUGAGCAAGAAGGUUGAUGGUCGACGACUUUGUAUGAGUGAGUCUCCGAAGAUUAGUUUGAGAUGGGAUGGGGACAGAUGCUCCACUAUUUCUUCUGUCAUUUCUGGGUUUUCCAUGGCCUCUUCUUCGAGAAACGAUGAAGCCUCCUGCAGCGUGGUUUCGUUGAACUCCACUGUUCUACAUGGCUUGGAUCGUAGCUCCAGCAGGAGAGGGAAUUGGAUAACUACAGACUCUGAAUUUGUGGUGUUGGAGCUAUGAAGGGAGAAGCUUAAAUUUGCAGGUUGAAUAUGUGAAAGAAAUGCUGCAUAGCCAUAGCUUUAAUUUCGUUGGACAAAGAUAUUUCAUGUAUCAAAUGUAAACAUUAGUGUUAAGAACUUAAGGAUCUGAAAUGUUCAAGUGUAA